Drechmeria coniospora is the source of this 261-nucleotide messenger RNA. RefSeq lists its product as uncharacterized. The transcript has a single exon. NCBI's taxonomy places the organism in Eukaryota, Fungi, Ascomycota, Sordariomycetes, Hypocreales, Ophiocordycipitaceae. The coding region runs from base 1 to 261 and encodes 86 amino acids. The record is from RefSeq and is a predicted model, not a curated record.
AUGAACUGCCAAUAUCAGGAUCAGUUCAACACCUUCAUUGGCAAGACGUCAGGAUCAGCCACGAAUGGACAGGCUGGUUUCAUGUUGUCAGAUGGCGAAGCAGGCUGGAGAAGCAGCGGACAUGGCAGCACAUAUCUGCAGCGGUGCCUCAUCGAUGCCGUCGUGCGCAUCGCCGACGAUGUUGACUUUGGAGGCGUUUCUCACUUCAGCCGUACCGGGCUCCUUGUUCAUGAGAUGCUCCCACAAAUGCCAAGAAGAUGA